CGAUAAAAUCCUUAAUAUUGAUUUUAAUAAAACACGAAAUUAAUAAACUGAUUUUAAAGUUUAGAUACUAUUAAUCUCAUAGAGAAAUCUGAAUUACCGAAGUGAAGCCACGUGCCGAUGGUUGCACGCUUAUUAUUGACUAGCUUUGCGACGCGUGCGCAGACAAGAAGAUAAAAUCCUGUCAGUGCUAUCUGUGCCGGUUUGCAGCGGAGGUACGGUGGCAUUUACAUCGGUGUCGUCUGUCACAUCCACAAUGUGCAACUACAUCACUUUCUUGAUCGUGGCUUUAGCCUUUUUCAACGCGGUAAAUGCAAGGCAUAAAGUAUUGCUUGUUUUAGUAGAUGGAUGCCGCUGGGAUUAUCCAGAUACCGAUUCUACUCUGACAGGAUUCAAGAAACUAGCCGAAAAGGGUGUUAGAGCCGAGUAUGUUACACCUAUUUUUCCGUCCAAUUCAUAUCCAAAUUGGUACACAAUAGUUACAGGACUUUAUGCCGAAAGCCACGGAUUUGUGCAGAAUAUGAUGUACGAUCCUAUCCACAAAGAUUUCUUUUUAAUGGGACCGAACAAAACGGCUUCGGUGCUCCAUUGGUGGAACCAUGCCGAACCAAUCUGGAUAACUGCUGAGAAGAAUAAUCUCCGCACUUCUCUAUAUUGGUGGGAUGGAUGCCAGGUAGAAAUAAAAGGAAAAAAGCCUACCUUUUGUGUUCCUUACAAGUACGUGGGAGAAGAUUGGGAAACGGUAGAUGCCGAUACUAGAAACGCAUUCUUGGAAGCACUAGAUAAAUUAAAGUCCAACGAAGUUCAAUUGGUGCAAGUGUAUUACGAAUCUGUAGACCAUAAAGGGCAUAAAUAUGGACCAGAUUCAGAUGAAAGGAAAGAAGCAUUUAGAAGUAUCGAUAGAUUGUUGUACGAAUUACAAGAGGAGAUAACAAAGCGAGGAUUAGAAGAUCAAGUAAAUUUGGUUGUUGUAUCUGAUCAUGGAAUGACACUAGUAGAUCCUCGUACUACUGAAGUUAUUAACCUAGACUCUGUUCUUCAGCCUUCUGACAUUAAAUAUAUGAUAUAUCAAGGAGCAUCAUGCAUGAUUCUUCCCGAAGAUGGAAAAGAAGUAGAGGUUUAUAAUAAAAUCAAAAAUUAUAAUCAUCCUGGUCUGCAUGUUUAUAGAAAGGAAGAUAUUCCUGAUGAAUAUCAUCUUAAACACAGUUAUCUAACUCUUCCUAUAUUAUUGGUUGCGGAUGAAGGAUACUUUAUCAGUGGAUUGGAUUUUCCUGAUAAAAGUAUUCCUGGAAGAUCAACACUUUCCAAAGGCGGUAGUCAUGGUUAUGACCCUUAUAAAGUCAAGGAUAUGAGAACCAUAUUCUAUGCUAGAGGACCUGACUUGAAGAAAGGAUACAUAUCACCUCCCAUCGAGAAUGUCGAUCAUUAUAAUUUGAUGUGUCAUUUAUUGGGCAUAAAACCACUAUCUAAUAACGGAUCUUUAGAAAGGAUUGAAGGAAUGUUCACCAAUUCUGCGUCUUAUAGUAAAUCGAUAUCCGUCCAAAGCAUGCUGUUCAUUGUAACGUUAAUUAUUACAUUGAUUAUAACGUGAUCUUCUUAACCAAUUUUUUAGAUAAGAAACAUUUUUUCAUUUUUUAAAAUAUUGUGACAAGCUAUUUUAUUUUUCAGUUUGUUUACAUAUUGAUAAACAAUUUGGAAAUAUUGAUAUUGUGUACAGAACUUUUCAUGACCAAUAAAAAUUUUUAAUAAUUAGGAAAAUACUUGUAAUUUAUUUUGAUUCUAAGUGCAAAGUAUUGAAGUACUCGUAAUGUACUGUAUUAUACAGUACAUAUACACAGAAUAUAGAUAAAAACAUUACUCCAGAUUUUAUCUUGCUUAUACUAUGUAUUAGCUAAAUAUAAGUGCACGAGAGUUUGGGAAAGUAGUGAGUUUAGGUAAUAGGUAAUAGUAGAUUUUACAACCUAUUAUCUAACCUCUUGUGCCAUGUCUAUCUUGCAGCAGUGCUUGGCUACCUAGUCGCCACGCACCGCCGCUCCUUUUUUUUUUCAUGAGAUCAAAUCUUAUCUCGACUGCUAUGAAAGAUAGCGACACAGUUUAAAUUACAAAGUCGUAGAGCGUCUCAAAAUUAAUAGAAAAUGUUUUAGUCCGGUUAAAAUAAUGGGGAAACGACACCGUCAA
This is a messenger RNA of Centruroides sculpturatus (bark scorpion), 2175 nucleotides long. Its product is annotated as ectonucleotide pyrophosphatase/phosphodiesterase family member 6-like. The transcript is spliced from 7 exons. NCBI's taxonomy places the organism in Eukaryota, Metazoa, Arthropoda, Arachnida, Scorpiones, Buthidae. Bases 254 to 1588 code for a protein of 444 amino acids. The record is from RefSeq and is a predicted model, not a curated record.